Pygoscelis adeliae (Adelie penguin) is the source of this 608-nucleotide messenger RNA. RefSeq names its product chromosome unknown open reading frame, human C1orf123 (gene CZIB). Gene Ontology annotation, molecular function: zinc ion binding. The record is from RefSeq and is a predicted model, not a curated record. Lineage: Eukaryota; Metazoa; Chordata; Aves; Sphenisciformes; Spheniscidae.
AAUGUGGGAACUGUGGUGAAGUUUCUGAAAAAUGGCAGUAUCUGCGAUUGAUGGACAGUGCUCCCCUGAAAGGAGGCAGAGGAAGUGCCACUAUGGUGCAGAAAUGCAAGCUGUGCUCCAGGGAGAACUCCAUUGUUCACAACAGGUACAUACUUGUCAUCAUGCUCAUGAAGGAGACAGCAAGACCUCUGGAUAUUUUAAGUCAGACAAUCAAACCUUACAAUGCUGAAGACAGCGAGAAAUUCAAAACGAUAGUGGUUUGCCGAGGUCUGGAACCCGUUGACUUUCAGCCACAGGCAGGGUUUGCCGCUGAAGGUGCAGAAUCUGGCACACCUUUCAAUGACAUAAACUUGUUAGAAAAGGACUGGAAUGACUAUGAUGAAAAAACAAAGGAAUCUGUUGGAAUCUAUGAAGUUACCCAUAAAUUUGUAAAAUGCUAAAGUUCAUACCCCUAAUAAAUGUUUACAUGCUUAUUGAUGAAGGGGCUGUAACCGUCAGAGAUGCAGUUUCCUCGGAGUUACUUUUCACAUGGCUGUACUUCAGAAGUGGAAACCUAAGUUGUACUUACUGUUCCCAGGACGAACUAAUAAAAUAUUUUCCACAGAGCA